GAGACUCCCUCCCGGCAUCGGCCAGUGAGUACACAAAGCCGCGGAUGAGGGGAAGCUUCGCAGGCGUGCUCGGAGCAGUGAGAUCACUGGCGUUAUAAAUAUCCCGGUGCCAGCGCCGAGAUCCGCUCGGGUGGCCUCUCUCUCCCCCUCUCCCUCUCUCUUCCCCGAGGCUAUGUCCACCCAGCGCGGCGAGGGGGGCAGCGCCAGAGGCACGCAGCCGCGUGGGGGCUACGGAGCCCAGUGCCAGCCCUACAAGAUGCACUUAGGACCCCCGCGGCUGGAAGAAUGAGCUUGUCCUUCCUCUUCCUCCUCUUCUUCAGCCACCUGAUCCUCAGCGCUUGGGCUCACGGGGAGAAGCGUCUCACUCCCAAAGGGCAGCUCGGACCCUCCGCCACUGAUAGGAACCAGGGAGACUCCAGCAGCAGCCGGGGCAGGAGUAGCACGACGUCUUCUGCCUCCUCUUCUCCCGCGGCUUCUCCCGGCAGCCAAGGAAGCGGCUUGGAGCAGAGCAGUUUCCAGUGGAGCCCUUCGGGGCGCCGGACCGGCAGCCUCUACUGCAGAGUGGGCAUAGGCUUCCAUCUGCAGAUCUAUCCGGAUGGCAAAGUCAAUGGCUCCCACGAAGCCAAUAUGUUAAGUAUUUUGGAAAUAUUUGCUGUGUCUCAGGGGAUUGUAGGAAUACGAGGAGUUUUCAGCAACAAAUUUUUAGCGAUGUCAAAAAAAGGAAAACUCCAUGCAAGUGCCAAAUUUACUGAUGACUGCAAGUUCAGGGAGCGAUUUCAAGAAAACAGCUAUAAUACCUAUGCUUCUGCAAUAUACAGAACUGAAAAGACAGGGCGCGAGUGGUAUGUGGCCCUGAAUAAAAGAGGGAAAGCAAAGCGAGGCUGCAGCCCACGGGUUAAACCUCAGCAUGUAUCUACCCACUUCCUGCCAAGAUUCAAGCAGUCGGAGCAACCAGAACUUUCUUUCACAGUCACUGUACCGGAAAAGAAAAAGCCACCUAGCCCUGUGAAACCCAAAGUUCCCCUGUCUCCACCUCGCAGAAGUCCCAGCACAGUGAAGUACAGGCUGAAGUUCCGCUUUGGAUGACACUCAUUCUGGCCUUGUGAGGAACUGCUUUUCCACCACUCAAGUUUCUACAGGUGUCUUCAGAGAUCCGAAGAAGGCUUGGAAACAGCGUCCACUGCACUCACACUGUCUGGAAGUCAGGCCAUUUGUUCAUUUUGACUGGAACAAAGAUUUUUUUUUUUUUUUUUUUUUUUUUUU
Molecule: messenger RNA, 1263 nt
Organism: Nannospalax galili (Upper Galilee mountains blind mole rat)
Lineage: Eukaryota; Metazoa; Chordata; Mammalia; Rodentia; Spalacidae
Gene: Fgf5
Product: fibroblast growth factor 5
Exons: 3
Coding region: 286-1086 (266 amino acids)
Biological process (GO): positive regulation of cell population proliferation; cell differentiation; fibroblast growth factor receptor signaling pathway
Cellular component (GO): cytoplasm
Molecular function (GO): fibroblast growth factor receptor binding; growth factor activity
Source: RefSeq, a predicted model, not a curated record